This is a messenger RNA of Durio zibethinus, 1229 nucleotides long. NCBI's taxonomy places the organism in Eukaryota, Viridiplantae, Streptophyta, Magnoliopsida, Malvales, Malvaceae. The record is from RefSeq and is a predicted model, not a curated record.
AGCAGGACAACAUGCCAACAGACCGAUAUCCUAUAUAUUGGUGAGGAGGAAGAUUUGGGUAGCUAGCUCUGUGGAAGAAAUGAUUAAAAAAUAAAAAAAGAGAUGAGGGUUAGCCGAUUAGGAAAAGAGAGAAUUUAGAAUUUUGGAUUAACACUAGGAGUAAAAGCAAUAGAACUGUCGACAUAUACCAUUCAUUUAUUCUCUUUAUCUUGUAAGGAACUCUUUCAUUAAGCCAAUGAACUUCACACGAAUUGUUGCCAGGAGGACUUUACAAGGAACAUUGAUUAUCUGAUUCCCCGAGUUUUAAUUUGUACAUGCAGUCAUUCAUAAGAGACAAUAUCCAGCAAGUCUGGUGUUCAAAUUCUAAUAUUCCCAUAUUGCGAUCUCCUUUGACUCUAGAGAGAGAGGGUAAUGGAUAUGUAGAUAGAAGUCGAACUUGUUAGAUGCUAUGCUGUCAGCUUCUCAUGAAAAGGUUCUUUUUGCCCCUUCAGGAUAAAGAAGUAGUGGAAUUACAGUAAUGGCUUUAGCAGGCACUAACCGCCAUUGGAGUAGUAGGUGCUGCAAUAAACAAAACACUUUUCUCUAGUGCUACAUCCACUACGAUUUGUGGGUUUCAUAUGUAUUACUCAUUAAAAACGUUUUUAGUUGAUUGGUUUUACUAUAAAUUUUGAAGUUGAGAAGUGUUUAUGCAUUGCAAUAUUGAAGAAAUGAAGUGCAUCUGCUUUUUGGUGUUUCUUGCUAUUUUUGGCAUUGCUGAGCUCAAUGUAGCAGAAGGAGCUGGUGAAUGUGGGAGAUCAUCCCCUGACAGUGAAGCCUGGAAGUUGGCUCCUUGUGCAAUGGCAGCACAAGAUUUGAAUGCUCAAGUGUCUGACAGUUGCUGCCAACAGGUGAGGAAAAUAGGCCAGAAUCCAAGAUGUCUCUGCGCUGUUAUGCUUUCUAACACAGCUAAGAGUUCUGGAAUCAAGCCAGAAGUUGCUGUGACCAUUCCUAAACGCUGCAACAUUGCAGAUCGUCCCAUGGGUUACAAAUGUGGAGGUAUAUUUUAUUUUUACAGUAUUAUUUACAGACUCUUUAUCCAUUUUUCCUCUGCUUUUACAAGAUUCACCAAGUUUGACUCUCAUUUUCCUUCUUCAUUUGCAUCUCUUGAAAUUGCUUCUUACAUUUUGCAGAUUACACUCUGCUUGAGCAUGAAGGCACAAGUCAUGGUUCCUGGUGAUGUAUUUGAAUGA